CCCCGAGAGUUGUAGUUGUGAAAGCAGAUCUGACGUUAGCUUGUAGUUCUCUGCCUCAGCAGGCUGAAUUAGCUUGUCAACUUGCCUCUACGGCCGGAUACAUACUAUUUUUUUAAGUUUAAUCAAAGAGGGGUUCUUCUUCUGGCGAGGUAAUAUAAAAAAUGUCCUUACUGCUUUAUGUCGGGGAAAAGAUGAACGGAUAAGCUCGCCCUUUGGACGUUAACUUACAGUUAGCAGCUGUUAGCUCAGUCAGUAGCUAACUGUGUAACAUCAGUAAACUAAAGGUUUUAAUGACUGUGUCUGUGUUAAUGUGGAGCUUUAGUCAGUGUAGAGUCUAUAUGUUUUAUAUUUGUACUGUUUUAGUUUGAUUACAUGGUUUGGACUCUGUAGAGGAGGGUUUUAUUCAUCAUCAGACGGGGAUGGAAAUAUUUACUGUGCUAUUACUCAGAGCCUGAAUGUGACAGACUGUUCACUGCUCUGUUUCUGAAACUAAAGGUUUUGUUUUUGUCCUUUUAAAUUCCAGAUCAUGGCAGAUUUCUCGGUGAGUCCCCAGGUUUAGUUCAGGUUUAUGUCCCUCUGUGGUUUCAUGGUAGACCUGCUCACUUUCUCUGUCUCUGUCCUGGUCUGUAGCUGGCAGAUGCUUUAGGAGACGACACCCCGAGCCAGGCAAAGAAAACCAGUAACACCAACCCGUCAGCCCCUGGAAAUCACCCUCCACCUCCCUCAAACCCGGGAUGGCCUGGAUCAGCACCAGGAGCCCCCACCCAGCCCUCCGCUCCAGGUGACUACUCUGGUGGAUCCUCUGGACCUGGAGCUCCAGGGCAGUUCCCGUUUCCCUCUGGUCCAGGAGCACCAGGCCAAUACCCGGGACCUCCCUCAGCACCUGGAGGGUUCCACCCUGGCCCUGGGAUACCUGGACAAUAUCCACCUGCGCCAGGAGCUCCUGGGCAGUUCCCUUCCAGUCCUGGAGCCCCGGGUCAGUUCCCAGGGCAGUACCCACCUGAAGGAGCUCCAGGACAGCUUCCUGGAGGCCCAGUCCCUUUCCCAGGUGGACCAUUUCCCUCUGGCCCCGGAGCUCCCCCCGGGCCGUAUCCGAAUGUGCCUUUCCCAGGAGGUCAACCAGGAGGUAACGGGAUGUACGGACCGGGUGGUCCCGGUGCAUUCCCCCCUGCUCCUGGAUCAUUCCCUGCUUUCCCUGCUGCUGGAGGUUUCCCCCCCAUCCCCGCAGGAUCAUGGGGACCUCACGCAGGUGGAGGCUUCCCCUCUGCUCCUGGCCCCUUUGGUCCGGGCCCUGGGUCUAUGGAUCCUUACGGGGGUCCUGCUGCUCCAGGAGGCAUGCUGGUGAGUACGAGCGCUCCUCCCUGAUAUCCUAAUGCUGCUUGCUUGCUUCAUUUCCUUUCUGCUCUGGUGUAGAGUGGAGCAUCUCUCUGAGGGUGGUGGUCUGUGGGGGUUCAGGGUAAAAACUAAAACCAGAUAGCUGCUUAUCUUUAAUGCAGACAACUUAUACAAGUCGACCCCCUUCAAAGACACAUGAAUAUCCACUCAAUUAUAGUGUUUUUUCCUUAAAACAGAGACCUAACAGAGUGCAAUUUAAUUAAAUUUAAUUAUAUUAUCAAAGUAAGUAAGUAAACUUUAUUUGUGUCGCACUUUUCACAGACAAAAAUAAAAAUGUACACACAAAUUAAAAGGCCAAGACAACAACAUUAAACAGUCACAGCAGCCCCAAAACAAUUAAACAAAAGCCUGAGCAAAUAAAUCAGUUUGAGGUCGGCUUUUAAAGGAGUCAACAGAGUCAAUUAAGCGCAUUGAAAGAGAGGAAGAUCAUUCCAAAGCCUGGGAGCAACAGCCUGGAAGGAUCGGUCUCCUCUGGUCCGAAAACGAGUGCGUGGAACCAUGAGUAGAUUCUGAUCCACGGACCUCAGAGCCUGAGAGGGGGUAUAAGGCUGGAUCAGAUCACAAACUGAAGACAAGACAGUUCCUUUUUGUUCAGCCAUGAAAACAAACGAUUACAGUCGUCUAAACGUGACGACACAAAAGCAGGAAUGAUGAGCUCCAAGUCAUUUUGCGACACCAUUUUCUUAAGCUUAGAGAUUUUCCUCAGUCGAAAGAAGCAGUUUCUCAUCAACUCAUCAAACAAUACAGAGAUGAGAUCUCAUGGUGUGAUGAAGCCAUGUUCAAAUUAGGGCCCGAUCAUGUUAAUUUUUGGGGCCGAUGCCGAUUAUUAGGGGGGAAAACCUCAGAUUACCGAUUAAUCUGCCGAUUUUUAAUUUUUUUAAUGAAGUUAUAAAAUAUAUACAUAUAUACCGCAGAUAUCAACAGUACACUAUGAGGUCGCUGCGCCAUCUACAGGAUAAGUCGGGGAACUUUUCAAAUGGCGGAACAUUUUCAAAGUGAAACCGAAUCUUAUUCUCUGCAUUUUAUUUCUGAAAAUAUAGGCGAGUUUUGGCCGAUUACCGAUUAGUCUCAAACAGGCUAAAACUGCCUGAUUUCAUCGGCUCGCCGAUAAAUCGGUCGGGCCCUAGUUCAAAUCCUUCAACAGGGUCAGACUGGGCCUCCUCAGAAGCUGAUUGAAACAAAAACUAGAACUUUGAAAUGUCAGAAAGUUAAGAAGCAAAAACUGGCCAUGAAAACUUGGAUUAUUCUGAAAAUCCUAAUUUGACUCUCCAGAUUUCAGAUUGUUGGUAUUCAGUAAACCUGUUUAGUGGUUCCUCUGUUCUAAAACCUGAAUUUGUCUGAUUUGGAAGAAACAAAGUCGGGUUUUCUUUGGGUUUAGCAGCAGGAUGGUGCUACCUUCAGAUCCUUUCUCUCUCUCUCUCUGUCUUGGGCUCUGCUGGUCUGCAAACAUAAAUCCGAAUGGACAAAAAUCCUAAAGUAGUUAUGAAAAAUGUAUUCUUGUCUUUCAGCCCAGAUAUUAUCCUCCGUAUAAAUGAAAGCAAUGAACUCCAGUUUACAGUCGGACAAGGACGUCACCUCCAGAAUCAACAUGUGGUUUGAUUAGGCUGCAAAGACUUAAAAUAUUUACACAGCUCAGAUUUCUGCUCCACCUGCCUGGGGAAUGUAUUACCCGUAAUGAAGUGCAAUAUCAUUUUAAUUACAAGCUUCACAAACACUGAAUUCUGUUUACUCACAAUUAUGUAAGACUGUCACUGUUUUCACACCGUUCCCUCACUUUUCUAUGAGCUUCUUUGUCUUGACUUUGUUCAGCUGAUUCCCUGUCGUACUGAAAAUGAUAAAAACUCCCGUUUUAUUUUUUGGUCUAAUCUUUGUGGAUUGUGUAAGAGUGUUGAGCUAAAUGAGGGAGACGUUGAGUCAUUGGGGUGUUGUAUUAGGAAUGUGGGCCGGGUUUCACUUUUGGAUAAUGUUUAACUCCCUCUUUAUGGUGUUAGCUGUAAGUUCAGAGUAUGAAAAUGUGAACAGUUUCUGCCCCUGAGGAUGUUUGAAACAGACUAAACAACAGUGUUUCUGUGUCUUUGGAUUCUCUUGAUAAAUAAACAUACUUAACUCUACUUUCUUUUUCUGUAUUUCUUUAUUUACUUCAAAAAUAGGACAGAAAAUACGACAUUUGAUCAGUAAAAUGUCCGUUUUCUUUUGCAGAUGAUGCCGUAUGAUCUCCCGCUUCAUGCUGGAAUUAUGCCGCGGCUUGUAAUCACAAUAGUCGGGGAGCCUCAUCCAGGUGCAGACAGGUAGGAGCAACUUUGAGAAACUGUCCCCUUCUUGUUUGAUUCAGGAUUUCAGUUUCUGAGCAGGACUCUUCUACUACAGAGCCAUGCUGUUGUAGUUAAUGUCUAGAGUUUUUAUACACUUGUUGUAAAAGAGACGAGAAAAGGAUAUCGAUGUUAUUGAGGCUUUAAAAUCAGGACAAAUAUCUGUCUGUUUGUUGAGGAUGAUUAAAUAAAAAUGUUGUGAUUCUCUUUCAGGUUCCAGAUCGACUUUAUUAAAGGUUCAGACGUCGUCUUUCACUUAAAUCCUCGAUUUCAAGAACAAACGAUCGUCAGGAACUCGAACCUCGGCGGGCGCUGGGGACCAGAGGAGCGAGAUGGGAUGUUUCCGUUUGCUCCUGGACGUCGUUUUGAGGUAAAAUAUGUAACAGAAAUCGAAGUUUAGAUUCAGUGAGAUUUGAGGAAGAUGAAUAUUUUUACAUUAGUGAGAGAAAGGUGACGUUUGUCGCUUUUUACUCCCGAAGCCCAAAUUAAAAUCCAGAAAAUAUUCCUGUAUAAGGAGGUGAAAUCCAAGAAUUUUAAGUUUUUUCCUAAAUAUUAUUCAAACCAAACGAUCAUCAAUGAUAAAAGGAGAUUAUUUUAAAUGCUUAACCACUGAUACACAGUUGUGACUCUAAAAGAUAAACAGUAAAGGUUCUGUGUUCAAGCAGAGAUGUUGGAAAAUCCUCUUUAUCGUCUUUAUCAGGACUUGGACUUUGGUAACCUCAUGGACUUCUUACCAAACCUCAGUCAGCUUCAGUCUGACGCCCGUUUACAUCACCUGAGAUCAAUCAAGUCUGUGAUACCGGAGGAUUAAGGGUUAAAUAUAAUAUAGAUUAACAUCCACGUGUACAUUGUUCGGCUUUUUAUUCAGUGAGGAGCAACGAUUCAUAAUGCAGAUUUUGGUCUCUCUUUCUGUUUGUGCUGAAAAGAUUUGAAGCUUAAAAGCUUUUAGGGCCACCUGGUGGUUUUUCAAAGUAACAGCAGCUUUCAGAGCUGCAGCGUAAACUUCGCCACACUUCACUGACGGAGACGGUUUCACUCUCAUCUGUGAGAGACGAAUAAUAAAGAAGCCUGUUUGUCAUUCAGCACUUUCACUUUUCCUCCAUUAAUUCAAAUAUUAUCUUACUUUAUUUAGAAGUGACAGAAACAGACUGUGUGUGUCCAAAAAGAAAAAAUAUGGUAGGACUGUGCUGGCAAGAAACAAAUGUAUUUUUUUUAAUAAACUUUUCCAAACAACAAUCCAAAAAUCUCCUUUUCUAACCAUAUCCUUUUCUAGAUCACAUUCAAACUGAUGAGCUGAUCACAUCCCUGUGAUGUAGUGUGCAGUACGAUCCAGCAGAGGGUGCUCUGAGCGUAACCUGACCAUUAAACGGCACUCUUGACCUCGGUACAUUAAUACAGUGAUGCAAAUAUGGAGAACGUGUGCAGUCCAAGCCGUCUUUAGCCGACAAUCACGUCUCAGAACCAUCUGAGAGAUUUCUUUUGGAAGUAUUUUUUUGUUUUAGACCAACGAUUUAAAGCGAAUAUCGUCAUGUUAGCAUUUUUUAGUACAGAAAGCUUUUUCGGUUUAAGUCUUACCAUAUAUUUUUGAGUGACUGUGACUUUAGGAGGGUUCACUAUAUUUAUGUUUUCAAGUAUGAGCAUUUCCUGUUGUAUACUUUUAAACUUUGGAAUGGAUGGAAAUAAUGUUUGAGAAAAAUUGAUUUUUUUAGUUUGUUGCAUUUGUCAACAUGGAAGAGGAGGAGCUUAAGGCUUAUACUGCAGCCAGCCAACAGGGGGAGCUGUCAGUCUUUCUCCAGAUUCACCAAAACAUGAAUUUAAAUUUCUGGUAUUUGCAGUAAAAACCUCAGAUCCUGACUCUGACUCUGAUGUGUGUUUGUGUCCUUGCAGCUGAAGAUCCUGGUGGACGAGGACAUGUUCAAAGUGGCCGUGGACGGAAACCACCUGCUGGAGUACGAGCACAGAGUGGGCGGGCUCGAACAGGUGACCCUGAUUCGGGUGGCCGGGGACAUCGCCCUCUACAGCGCGGCCCCGAACAUGAUCUGAACUCGGAGGUCACACACUCACCUCCUGAUGGAGUUUUUGAGGCACAAACAGUCGGUGACGGGCGCUCUUUGCUCGCCUGACUCAUUUAUUACAGAGCAGAUGGUAAAUUAAUCCAGGUCUCUACACUAUAAUCUCGUUUUUUAGGUUUACCCGGUGACAUUUCAGUUUUUAAGCACUUACAGUCCAGUAGGUUUAUAAGAAUAUCAGAGUAGUGAAUGAGAUUAAAAGCAUUUAAACCAGGCUGGAGAUAUUAAUUUAUGCUGAAUCAUGAAAAGACUGAAGGCCCAAUGAUAUGCUGUAUUUUGUUUACAGUGCGCACCUGUUUGUUCUUCUUUUCUUUCAAUCUUGAUGAGCCUUUGUAAUGCAUGAGAGUGUGCUGCUGGUCUCCCUUCCCCUCCCGCCCGCCCGCCCGCCUUGUUUCUGACCUGUUCACAUUCAGCUAACUAUGAAGUGUCUUUAUUAUUAAACGCAGAGCUCCUCCCUCUCUCAGUAUUAACGCUCCUCUCGGACCUGAAGGACGAGUUUGAAUCAACAAAUCAUGAUUUCACGUUGAAGUCGGAUCCUGAAGUGACUCUAAAUUUAAAAAAAAAAAUGAACGGAAGAAGAAGAAUAAGAAGAAGAAGAGGAGGAGGUUUGGGGCUCUUGUUUUGUUGCCAAAGAUCUCAGUAUUUUUAGUUAUAAAUAAAAGGGCAACAAACAUACUGACUGAAAGGCUGUUUGAAUCUGAAUUAUGUACACUUUCAUCAGCUGCCUGCCUGUGCAAAUAAUAAAUGCUAGUUUCCCUGA
Xyrichtys novacula (pearly razorfish) is the source of this 6533-nucleotide messenger RNA. The record is from the annotation of a GenBank genome assembly. NCBI's taxonomy places the organism in Eukaryota, Metazoa, Chordata, Actinopteri, Labriformes, Labridae.